Messenger RNA from Branchiostoma belcheri (Belcher's lancelet), 2018 nucleotides. Its product is annotated as glycoprotein 3-alpha-L-fucosyltransferase A-like. The record is from RefSeq and is a predicted model, not a curated record. The coding region runs from base 401 to 1732 and encodes 443 amino acids. Gene Ontology annotation, cellular component: membrane. Gene Ontology annotation, molecular function: alpha-(1->3)-fucosyltransferase activity. The transcript is spliced from 2 exons. NCBI's taxonomy places the organism in Eukaryota, Metazoa, Chordata, Leptocardii, Amphioxiformes, Branchiostomatidae.
CUGACAAGGGCCUCCGACAACCUUUCCUCAACAAGACAGCUGAUUUUUUUUUUGCUACACAUCCUAAACUAGUACUGUUACCAACAUACCGUCAAAUUUGUUAACUCUGUAAACGUGUCGUUUGACAAAUGUGUCCAAUUAUUUUAGGUCGUAAUUUCAAACCUCAAUCGAUCUGACUAGUUUUCUAGAAUGGACGCCUUGUUUUUAGAAUCCGGAAUUUAGAAUUACCCAGACGGUCGGUACGGUUAGGCUUUCAUACAGAUCUUGUGGCACACACCUAAGCCGGAAGCUUACUUCGUCAAGAGAGAAAGUCUCCAGAACCAUGAGACGUUGAACCAACUACUAACAGUGUUAGGGGCAUAUUCAAACUUCAAACAGGUUUUAACCGUUGCCAUACAAAAUGUGGCCAUCACGAAGAUAUUUUCUCAAGUUGACUUUGGUGAUAUUCUUAACAUGUCUAGGCGCCAUUCUAAUGGUCUAUUCUACAGACAAAAUGGUUUUAAGGUAUUCGAGGGAUCCAAAGGUUGAAUUUGACACCAGUAAAACUGUCCCUCCUAGUCCUGAACAGAUGAUUCCAACCUGUCGCAGCGAUCCCAAAGAUGACCCCCUCGUCAAUCAUUUGUCAAAGUUUUAUUCUGUAUGGUACGAUCCACCUACUGAAAAGACAUUGACCAAAAGGGAACAGAUAAUCAUUUUGAUUUGGACACAGCUACUUGAUGACUCAUUAAGAGAGGGGGUACAAAAGGGGAGACGCACAAGGUGUGAUCGUAUAAGUAAUUGUAUCUUUUCCAAGUAUCGCGAAGACAUCCACAAAGCUGAUGCUGUCCUCUUCGAAGUAUCAAAGUUGCCGGAGGACUAUAACUCCUCUGCGAUGCCUACAGUUCGCUAUCCUCACCAGCAUUGGAUCUGGUACCGCACAGAGUGUCCGAAUUACCGGUCUAUAAACUUUGAAACAUACAGGAGUGUGUUUAACUGGACCGUCAGCUACAGGGCUGAUUCAGACUCCUCAGGGAUAUGGGGAUCGUUGUAUAAGACCUACCAGAGAGUCAAAGACGAAGGAGUCGAUCCCAACAAGGACUACACAGCAGGGAAGAAGAAGCUGGCGGUCUGGUUCAUCAGUAAGUGCAACACUCAAGCCAACCGCAUCGCUUAUGCUACCGAACUCGUCAAACACAUGCACAUCGAUGUCUAUGGCAGAUGUGGAACAAACGACGUCUGUGCUAAAAAGAAAUUCAAAUGCAUGAACGACAUAAUCAGGCAGUACAAGUUCUAUAUCGCCUUCGAGAACAUGAAGUGUAAAGAGUACCUCACAGAGAAGUUCUGGAGGAAUGCUCUGGAAAACGAUGUCGUUCCAGUUGUUCUGGGAGCCAACAGAUCUGACUACGAGAGACUAGCACCACCUCAUUCCUACAUUCACGUGGACGACUUCAACUCACCCAAGGAACUAGCAGAUUACUUAAACCUGCUUGCUCACGAUAAAGAUAGAUACAACGCCUACUUUAAGUGGAAGACUAUUCCUCCUCCUAAGAACAUGCCCUUGGAUGAAGGCCGAUGGUGUAAUUUGUGUAGAGAGCUUCUUGAGAGGUGCCCAACUAAAAGGAAAGUUUACACAGACUUGAGAACGUGGUGGGAAGGCGAGAACCUUUCCAUGUGUGACCCAGUAGAAAAUGUGAAAUAUCAGGAACUGCGAUUUGUUAAUGAUCACUUUGUAGCUGCCAAUUUCACGGACUGAUAUUUUCCGCAUAUUACAAUCAUGCUCUUUUUUCUAUACAUUUAUUCACAUACGUUGUUCAUGUUUUGUAUAAUAGCUUGAAAGUAAAAUGGAUACCUUUCGUAUUUUGCGAUUUCAGGAUUAUUAUCAUUAUCUACCUGUACUUGCAGAGUUCUUGCAGCCUGGUUCUUGUCAUACACACGAACGCACAGAUACAAAUGCAUGGACAAAAAAUACACACACACAUACAUACACAGAUACAUGUACACACACACACACACACACACACACACACACACACACACAC